CGCCGCGCACGCGCACGCGCACUGGCCGGCGGCGCGCGCCGAGCGGGGGGCGCCGCGCGGUGCAGCCACGAUGGAAGGGGGUGCGUACGGAGCUGGUAAAGCCGGGGGCGCCUUCGACCCCUACACCCUGGUCCGGCAGCCACACACCAUCCUGCGUGUCGUGUCUUGGGUGUUCUCCAUCGUGGUGUUCGGCUCCAUCGUGAAUGAGGGCUACCUCAAUAGCCCCUCGGAGGGCGAGGAGUUUUGCAUCUACAACCAGAACCCCAACGCCUGCAGCUACGGUGUGGCGGUGGGCGUGCUGGCCUUCCUCACCUGCCUGCUCUACCUGGCCCUGGACGUCUACUUCCCCCAGAUCAGCAGCGUCAAGGACCGCAAGAAGGCCGUCCUGUCUGACAUCGGUGUUUCGGCCUUCUGGGCCUUCCUCUGGUUCGUGGGCUUCUGCUUCCUGGCCAAUCAGUGGCAGGUCUCCAAACCCAAGGACAACCCACUGAACGAAGGGACCGACGCAGCCCGGGCCGCCAUCGCCUUCUCCUUCUUCUCCAUCUUUACUUGGGCGGGCCAGGCCGUGCUGGCCUUCCAGCGGUACCAGAUUGGCGCCGACUCGGCCCUCUUCUCCCAGGACUACAUGGACCCCAGCCAGGACUCCAGCAUGCCUUACGCCCCCUACGUGGAGCCCACCACAGGGCCGGACCCCGCCAGCAUGGGCGGCACCUACCAGCAGCCAGCUACCGCCUUUGACACGGAGCCACAGGGCUACCAGUCCCAGGGCUACUGAGCCUCAGUGACCGCCUGCCCCAACCCCACCCUGCACCCCCAGCCCUGCCCCGCCCCACCCACACCCCGCCCAGCACCUCCACACCUCCAGGUCACUCCAUGGAGGCUAGGGUGGCUCGGGGCAGGGAUGGGGCACCAGGUGUGGGGGUGUCUACCUGUGUGUACCAGCGUGUCCGAGCCCAGCGGGGGCCUAGAGGGUGGGACUGGGGACAGUGCAUUCAUUCCCUGUGCCCACAAGCACUCACUGAGCGCUGCUGUGUGCCAGGCCCAAGCUCAGCAUAGGGGUGAGAGGUAGCGCUGGUCCCUGGAAAGGGGAGGCCGAGAUGUGGAGUGGCUCCAUCAGUACCAAGGUGGGAAUGGUGGGAUAGAGACAGGUGUGGUGCCUGGAAGUCUGGCCACAGGGGCUCAAUCCCAGCAUUCGGGCUGGCAUCCCUAGAUCCCCCUACAGCAGGCCUGCUGGGCUUGUCAGGGCUGUCCCCACUGCACGGUUGAGGAAACCAAGGCCUGGGGAGAACAAGGUCACUCACCCCGGGCACCUCAGGCAGCUGGCGUAGGGGCGAGGCCACACCCAGGCCACCCAGACCCCCAGCGCCUGCCUGCUCCUCCCUGUCCUCGUGCCACCCCCCACCCAGAGCCUGGGGCUCCACCGCUCGGUGUUAGCCUCACUGUGGGGGACUUGCGGACCCCAGCCCGAUGAGACACGCUGAUUCUGCUGCAAGUCAGCUCGCUCUGCCCCAGCCGCACACCCGCCCCGUCACUCACUGUCCCUGUGCUCUGCCUGUUCCCCGAGUCCCUCAGGGGCUCAGCAGCCCCCUCUGUGGCCUCUCCGGACUGCUCACUGUCCUCGCCUCUAGCAGGGGCCCUGAGUCCUCCCCAGGGCAGGUGGACAAGGAGGCCCAGGGCUCUUCUAGUGAGCGGCGGCACUGGCUUCCGGCCUCCGUUUCUUACCUGGUCAGCCAGCAGGUGCAGAUUCCCCACCCUUGUGACCUCCCUGGAAAGGAAUGCUACCUAGGACACAGUCGGGGCGUCAGGCUGGAUUCGGGGCUGGAGCCCUGUGGGCGUGGGGAGGUCUCUGGGAGCAGUCGGGGUUCGGAGUCACAAGGCCGAUGGCGCACAGGCCCAUGGGGUGUGCUGCCCCAGGUGAGCAGAGCGGGAGAGGGGAAGCGACAGUAAAGGCCCAGAGGGGGAGCAGCAGGCAGCACUGCACAGGCACGGUCGACCUCAAGCCUCUCGGGGCAGGAGAGCAGCACGUCUGCCCAGCACACACGGGGGAGCAGAGCAGAGGAGCUGUGAGUGGCCCAUGAGGACGGGGUCCCACCACCAUCACCCUCAGCCUCCCAGGAUCCAGCGAGUCAGGUCGCUUGCUGGCCCUCUCUGGCACCUGGGCUGGGGAGCCCCAGGAUGUGUGGUCCCUGCCUCCCGGAGCGCCUGGUCUGUUCGGGAGGAUAAGCACUGAACGGUGUGGAGUCCGUGGUUGGUGGGACGCACAGUUCACAUGCACUGGGGCCCCGAGGGUGGCAGGAGUAGUGGGGAGGUGGGGCGCUUCUAGGCAGACACCUAGUGUCUCUCUCCCCACUUAGGCGAAGGGGAAAACGAUUCUGAGCACAAGUGAGUAUCCGUGAAGCACAGGCGUGAACUCACCUGGCUCAGGCCCCGCAAAGGCAGCAGUGAUGGGAGAGGACCUCACGUGUUGCUGAGUCCCACUUUCCACUUCUGGAGAAGGGGCUCCGUUGACUGUCCCCCCAGGUGGCUGGAGUGGGGACAGCACGGGGACCGGUUACCUCUGCCCUGAGCAUCCCCAGUGGGCCCGUGGUGGCUGUGGGAGUGUUUCCAGCACGGCGAGGUUCUGUGCCCGCUGUGGGAAGCCGGGACAGGUCCCAGCCCCACCGGACUCUCCCCUGCUGUGGGCCCAGCGAGACUCCAUCUCUCCUGCUGGGUGCCAACCAGCUGCUGGCAGUGCCAGGCCGGGAGGCAGGGUGCCCUUGCCCUUCACCUGAUCCUGGGUGUGUAUUGCAGACUGGCCCCGCUGCCCCAGGCUGUGGGCAUUUACAAGACCCCUGCCAUGCGUGGGGGUGAUGCUGAGUCAGCUCAAUAAGCACCCCUCAACCCUCGCUCCUGAGGUACAGCCUGGAUACAGGCUCCCAGCAUGGUCCGCCACUGGGCAGGGACCCGCGAUGGAGGAGGGAGGCAGGGCAGAUGGGACGAAGAGCUGCUGACUCCACUACUGGGAGGUCCCUAGGGGGCCCCAAGCCCACAGGCCAGCAGCAUCUAGCACCCCUCCUCCACUCCCCCUGCUUCCCCUUGCUCCCACACUGUCCGGGGGGAGAGGCCCCUUGCAAGCCCUGUGGAAUUGGGACCCCUUCUCAUCAAGCACAAGAGAGGGCGCAGGACACCAGGGUUCCACACAAGUUUAGAAUUGCAAGAGCCUUUAGAAAGGUUAGAGCUGGGACAGGAAGUGUCCUAGGUAAAGCACAGAGAGGUGCAGAGCCCGGGCUCCAGCCUUCUACGUGGACACAGGCCGCCAUGGCUCCUGACAUACCUGGGAGUGUGGUAUUGGUGGGCAGACUCCCAGGGAACCAGCAUCGGUUCCUCACUCCAUCCUGCCCUGGUGAUUCUUGAUCUGCAAGGACUCUUGGGAUCCCUGGCUUCUCCCAUGUAACCAAGACCCUCUACUUGUUACUUUGGGGGACCCUAACCUUGGCCCAAGAUCCUUUUGAUUCUCCAAGGAACAAGAAAGGGGAAUCCCCACCCUAGAGUUUAUGGAGGGUGGCCUGGUCCAGCCGUCUCCCAGCGCUGCCCCUACCCCAGCACCCCACACCCUGGUGCCCACAGCCCUUGUCUGGGUGCCUGGCCCCUUUGCAGCGUUACUGCCUGUGUAUAGUAUAAAUAUAUAUAUUUUCUAUAUCUAAGAUGUAUAAUAUAAGGCUCCACAAAUAUAUCUGUGUGCGGUGAAGGGCUGGCCCUGUCCUGGCCCCUGCUCUCGACCCCCACCACCUGGUUAAGUCUCUCGAGUGAAUCCAGUGGCCCUGUGGCCCCCUCCUUUAUGACAUCCGUCCAUUUGUGGUGAACCAAGUGAAGGUGGUGAUUCCUGGUGACAUAGUAAUAAAGUGAAGACUCAGAACCCACCAGCGCA
Chinchilla lanigera (long-tailed chinchilla) is the source of this 3907-nucleotide messenger RNA. It is a transcript of the gene Syngr1, whose product is annotated as synaptogyrin 1. Gene Ontology annotation, cellular component: synaptic vesicle membrane; neuromuscular junction. The coding region runs from base 71 to 775 and encodes 234 amino acids. The transcript is spliced from 4 exons. NCBI's taxonomy places the organism in Eukaryota, Metazoa, Chordata, Mammalia, Rodentia, Chinchillidae. The record is from RefSeq and is a predicted model, not a curated record.